This is a messenger RNA of Erythranthe guttata (spotted monkey flower), 2685 nucleotides long. RefSeq names its product protein transport Sec1a. Lineage: Eukaryota; Viridiplantae; Streptophyta; Magnoliopsida; Lamiales; Phrymaceae. The record is from RefSeq and is a predicted model, not a curated record. Gene Ontology annotation, biological process: vesicle-mediated transport.
UCAAAAUACAAAAAGUGAACCGUUGGAGCAAAUUAUGCUUCCCCACAAACAUAACUACUUUUUUUCCCUUAAAAAACGCACCGCCAUUUCCAACUCGCGCCAUCUCUCUCUCUCAUCACACACAAUUGCACUCUUCUCUCUCUUUUUCUACAACAAGGAAAAAACAUUGAAUUUCGAAGAUCGAAACAAUUUUGCGUAUUAGAAAAAAAAAAUUUUGAUUUUUGAAGAUCCAAAAGAAUUUAUGUAUCAGAACUUGGCCGCCGGAAAAUGUCAUUCUCGGAUUCCGAAACGUCCUCUCACGGCGGAGAGUACAAGACAUUCCGUCAAAUCAGCCGCGAUAGGUUAUUGUAUGAAAUGCUCCAAGAUACCAAAGCAGGAGGGACGAGAUCAUCAUGGAAGGUACUCAUCAUGGACAAGGUCACCGUAAAAGUAAUGUCGCAUUCAUGCAAAAUGGCAGAUAUCACUGACCAAGGAGUUUCUCUGGUGGAAGACCUUUUCAGAAGAAGAGAGCCUUUGCCUUCAAUGGAUGCCAUAUAUUUCAUUCAACCUUCAAAGGAAAACAUCGUCAUGUUCUUGUCUGACAUGUCAGGAAGAGAACCAUUAUACAAGAAAGCAUAUGUAUACUUCAGUUCACCGGUAGCAAAAGACCUUGUUAACCGGAUCAAGAACGAUACUAGUGUUUUACCACGUAUUGGUGCAUUAAGAGAGAUGAAUUUAGAGUACUUCUCUAUAGACAGUCAGGCAUUCAUAACUGAUCAUGAAAGAGCACUUGAAGAGCUCUACGGUGAAAAUGCUGAAAAUUCUCGCAGAUUUGAUAUGUGUUUGAAUGUAAUGGCCCUGCGAAUUGCCACCGUUUUUGCUUCGCUAAAGGAAUUUCCUUUUGUACGGUAUAGAGCUUCCAAGGGACCUGAUGCCGCCACAGCGACUGCUGGUCGAGACUUAGUUCCUACAAAACUUGCCUCAGCAGUUUGGAACAACAUUUCAACUUAUAGAUCUUCCAUUCCCAAUUUCCCAGCAACAGAAACAUGUGAACUACUUAUAGUGGACAGAUCAGUUGAUCAGAUUGCUCCUGUCAUUCAUGAAUGGACGUAUGAUGCUAUGUGCCAUGAUCUGCUUGAUCUUGACGGAAAUAAAUACGUACAAGAGAUUCCUAGCAAAACAGGUGGCGAGCCUGAAAAAAAGGAAGUCCUUCUAGAAGAUACUGAUCCUGUUUGGCUUGAGCUCCGACAUGUUCACAUAGCAGAGGCUAGUGAACGGUUGCACGAGAAGAUGUCAAAUUUUGUUUCCAAAAACAAAGCAGCACAGUUACAACAGAGAGAUGGUAGUGAAUUGUCCACAAGAGACCUGCAGAAAAUGGUUCAAGCUUUGCCACAAUAUAAUGAUCAGAUGGCGAAACUCUCUCUCCAUGUGGAGAUUGCUGGAAAAAUUAAUAAAAUCAUCAGAGAUGUUGGUCUUCGAGAACUUGGACAACUGGAGCAGGAUCUUGUAUUUGGAGAUGCAGGAACUAAAGAAGUCAUCAACUUUAUGAGAGGGAAACAGGAAGGAAUGUCUGAAAAUAGAUUGCGGCUUUUGAUGAUUUAUGCUUGUGUCUAUCCAGAAAAGUUUGAGGGCGACCAAGCAAUAAAGCUCAUGCAGUUGGCCAAAUUAUCACGUGCGGACAUGAAAACUGUGAAAAAUAUGAAGUUGCUCGAGGGGGCAGAAUCAAAAAAGACUUCGCUCGGGGGUUUCUCACUCAAGUUCGAUUCAGCAAAGAAAAAGCAUGCAGAAAGAACGGAUCGAACUGGAGAGGAAGAGACGUGGGCGCUAUUUCGGUUUUACCCUAAGAUAGAGGAGUUAAUUGAAAAGUUGAGCAAGGGAGAAUUGGCAAAAGAUGAGUACCCGUGCAUGAACAGUUCUAGUGCUUCGACUCAAGCGAGUUCUGGAGCUUCACAGGCUGCAUCGGUUAAGACAGGUCAAUCUACUACUGCUCCACAUUCUAUGAGAUCGAGACGAACUGCCGCGUGGGCACGCCCUCGUUCUUCUGACGAUGGAUAUUCAAGUGAUUCAGUCUUGAGAAGUGUAUCUACUGAUUUCAAGAAGAUGGGACAGCGGAUUUUUGUGUUCAUAAUUGGUGGGGCAACGAGAUCUGAGCUUAGGGUUUGCCAUAAGCUUACUCCAAAACUAAGGAGGGAAGUGAUACUUGGUACAACUAGUCUUGAUGAUCCACCUCAAUAUAUUACGAAACUUAAGCUCCUGUCAGAAAAGGAGCUUUCAAUGGAAAACAUUAAUUUCUGAAAACUCGAAAGUUUUUGUACAACAUAUUUUUGGACAACAUAUUUUUGGACAAACAGGCGCAGAUUGGGUCCAACGGCUUUCUUUAUCUAUCUUCACACUUACGUUUUUUGGUUUUUAGUUUGUUACAUCUUCUAAUACAUUGUCUAGAAUGCAGUUGAUAUAUAAUGAAGCAGCCAGGCGUCGGAUCUAGACGGUUCAUUCCUGGAUCGCCCUGCUCGUGGAUUAUAUAUCAUAUAAUAUGAUGUAUAUUUUUUUUUUUUUUUUUUUCUGAAAUAUAUUUUUGUGAAUUUUAGUAUGUGUAGAGGUAGGUGGGAUUGCCUACAUUAUUAGUUUGUCUACUCUUACUACAUAAUGUAUUUCAUUUAUUUUUUUUAAUUAUGAAGCUCAUAUCAAAUAAAACAUCACAACAUA